This is a messenger RNA of Haliotis rufescens (red abalone), 4698 nucleotides long. Its product is annotated as myelin transcription factor 1-like. The coding region runs from base 402 to 3482 and encodes 1026 amino acids. Gene Ontology annotation, cellular component: nucleus. Gene Ontology annotation, molecular function: zinc ion binding; DNA-binding transcription factor activity, RNA polymerase II-specific; RNA polymerase II cis-regulatory region sequence-specific DNA binding. Gene Ontology annotation, biological process: regulation of transcription by RNA polymerase II. Lineage: Eukaryota; Metazoa; Mollusca; Gastropoda; Lepetellida; Haliotidae. The record is from RefSeq and is a predicted model, not a curated record. The transcript is spliced from 20 exons.
GUUGAUAUUAUGGGAUGUGAGCUUGCCGCAGCUUUGUUGAAACUUUACAGCGCGGGCUGAAAUGCCCGACUUCGAACGGCACAUUUACGCACUGAUAUCUAGUGGAUAUGGAUCUUUGCACAACAAGCAUUUCAUGAGCUGACAAAUCAUCACCCUAUCCAACUUGGCUCUAUCGUCACUACAACGUAGACACCAGUCAUGUCGGCAAGAAAAAAAGCCAGUGCAGACACAUCUAACACCCAACUUGUCCUCACCGAGAUCAAGGUAGAAAAUGGAGAAUCAACAAAGAAGGACAUUGUCAAAUCUGUGCUGAUGCACCUAAAACUCUAGUCAACUGUACAUUCCCAGGGUGUGCCGGGCAGGGCCACGUUACCGGCAAAUACGCUCGCCACAGAACGAUCAUGGCGUGUCCGCUGGCGGCCAAGAAGAGGAAGCAGGAAAAGGAGGAUGGCCCAGCUGCCAAGAAGAGCCGGAAGACUGGCAGUGUGGGGCCAGCCGAUACCCCCGACAAGAUGGAGACCGUGGAUGAUGGGGACGAGGCCCAGGGUGAGGUGGAAGAAGAUGUAGAUGAGGUGAAGUUGGAACCCAGUGAGGAGCAGGACAGUCAGACAGGUUCCAUUACAGCAGCUUCCACAGAGGAAGUGAUGGAUGAUGAACAGAAAUGUUUCCGUGAGGCGGAAAGGGCUCUCCGCAGUUUGUCCGGAGAUGACUCUGCCCCAUUCCAGUACAUCUACUCAGCUUCCUCGGACUGUGAGUCCACUGAGCCCUCGAACAUGGGUCAGGAGGAGGUCACAGAGGCAAAGGUGAAGGACGAGGAUGAUUCGGCUGACUCUGAAAACAGUGAAAAUAUUGACAAUGCUUCUAGCUGCUCAUCAGCAGAUGAUGCAGACAUAUUGCUUAAGAUCCAAGAACAGUGUGCCAGCAUUCAGUCUCAGGCAGUCACCGUGCCAACGACUGACUUGAUCAUGGCGAGGGGUAUGUGUGAAACUGCUGGUUUACGGGAAGGGAAAGAAGACACCUUCGGGGUGACCAACCGAGUUGUCAGUGACCUGGCCCAGUCGAGUGACAAUGGUGAGGCACAGAGUGGGGAUGCCACGCCCAGUUUCACUGUUUUGGCAGAGUGGAGUACGGGUUUAGCUGGGAAGAACAAGGACACGGGUAGUGAUGGCACCAGUGAUGAAGAUUCUGAUGGUGGCAGCGAGGACACCAAUAGGAAAGAGAGCAAAUGUCCAACUCCUGGCUGUGAUGGAACUGGGCAUAUAACAGGCCUGUACUCCCACCAUAGAAGUUUAUCAGGAUGUCCGCGGAAAGACAAAGCAACUGCUGAACUCUUGGCCCUUCAGGAUAAUGUUCUCAGAUGUCCCACACCGGGCUGCAACGGCCGUGGUCACAUCAACAGCAACAGGAACUCACACCGCAGUUUGUCAGGGUGCCCUAUUGCUGCCAUGGGGAAGCUGAUUAACACCCAGAACCAGAAGAAGCAAGCCAGCCCAACAGGGGGAUCUACAGAAGGCUUGGGCUGUGAUGGUAACACGCCCAGUGCAUUUCCAGGCGAAGACAGGCUACAGGCACCUACACAGACAUUAGUUGGGACAGAGCCGCCAAUCACCCCAUCUCCAGGGGGUCUCACUGAAGGUUGUGAUCGUGUCCUUCGACCAAUGAUUCUAACGAAGCAGCUGGACCUCAACACAUUUGACUACCCACCUGUGGUUUCUACGACAACGCCCCGUAACAAUCUAGCCAAGGAGCUGGAGAAGUACAACCGACCAACUACUGAUGUUGGUCAGUCAGCAGCCAAAGCAGCUCACAAACCCAAGCCUGUCCCUAAAAUCAAAGACACUGCCCCUGACAGGCCCAAUAUUCUGAGCCGACGCCCUCACUAUAAGCCCCAGUACAGGUACGACCCCAGUCGGCCGACCUCAACAGCUUCAACAACUGUGCCAGUGCCAUCGCCAAGUGCACUGACAGUGUCUGCUUCACUGAACCUGGGCAAGGGAGGGAGUGGGGCAGUGCAGACAGUAGAUCUCAACAUGCCCGUCACGGCCCAGCUAGCAGCCCAGAGGCCUGCUGCCACUGCUAGUGCAAGCUUGCUCCUGGCUGGGCGGGGCACAGCGCUGAAUAUCCCCCAGCCAAGUGUCAGCAAGGCUGUGAGUCUCAGCUCAACACAUGUGACAGCAGUCACCCACAGCAUUGCCCCUAUACAGCAGGCACCUGCCAUCACACACAACAUCAGCAACAUCAGUAACAUCAACAUCACCACCUUGAACAACGUCACCUCCAACACUACCUACCAAGAGAACGGUUGCAUCACGGCUGCUCCAAGCAAUGGCACGCACUCCGAACCCGACCUGACACUGCUCACUCAGCCUCUCUCCCCCAAAGUGCGGGAGGGACGUGAGCUUCUCACAUGCCCGACGCCUGGUUGUGAUGGAUCUGGUCAUGUGACUGGAAAUUAUUCCUCUCACCGCAGUCUUUCAGGCUGCCCAUUGGCUGACCGAGCUAUGGUACAGGCCAAUCAGGUGGAGCAGAAGUGCCCCACUCCUGGCUGUGACGGCUCAGGUCAUGUGACCGGCAAUUAUGCGUCACACCGGAGUCUGUCGGGGUGCCCGCGGGCGGCCAAGUUCAAGAAGACACUCGGAUGCAAGGAAGGCGAGAAGAAAGAAAUGGACGAACCACUUCGGACUGAACACUCCAGUCUAGAGCUGCAUGGGAGGCUGGAGUCUUGGCCUUGUGAAAUAUCACUAAAAUGCCCUGUGCCAGGGUGUGACGGGUCUGGUCAUGUGACAGGCAAAUAUCUCUCUCAUCGCAGUGCUUCAGGAUGCCCAAUUGCUAACCGCCACAAGGUGCCACCACCAAGGCCGAUGCUGCCGGGGAUUGAGAACCAGGACCCACUGCUCAUGAUGGAAAAAACAAAUAAUUGCAUUAAGAUGGAUAUAAGCUGUCCCACCUUGGGCUGUGAUGGCUCUGGUCACUCCAACGGCAGCUUCCUCUCCCACCGCAGCUUAUCCGGCUGUCCCCGUGCCACCCUCGCCAUGAAGAAGGCUCGCCUCACCCCCCAGGAGCUCUCCAUGCUGCAGCACAAGAUCGCUCUCGGAGAAGUGGACUUGGACACUGAUGAGGAACUACGCCAACUUGAUGAGGAGAUUGAGAUGUUGAAGUCAACGACAAUCUCCUCGGAGCUGCAGAUGACGAAGCUGCGAGCGGAGGUGACCUGUCUGGAGACUCGGCUGCACCAGAAAGAGGCGGAGAACGAGCUGCUGGAUGACAAGAGCCACAGCAUGCAGGAGUACCUGGCCUCACUCCGCAACAAGGUGGUCACAUGUCUGCAGCGAGUGCCCCUCCCACCCCCCAUGGAGCCGGUCUGUGAUGACACACUUGAUCUCUACAUCGGCAAGAUUCAGGAUCUAGUAGCAGAACGUAAUGGGGACUCUAAUCUCUUGUUUAGUGCAAUCAAAGCAGCCAUGGCAGAGAUAGAAGUGUGAAUAGAUGCUGUUUGCUUCUACUUGACGCAGCUAGCCUCCAGCCAGCUGUAUACUGCAUUGCAGUCUGCAUAGUGCUGACUCGUCUUACUCAGCUGCUAGGUUCAUCAUUGACAGUGCUGUUCCACAGAGACAGAAGAACAUUUGAGCAUCUUGUCAGUCUUGGACGAUGACGAGAUAUAACAUGAAAGAAACAUGACUAGAAUUGUUAUGAGAGAAGCAGUCUCAGUGAUUUCACAAAUUGAAAGAGCAUUCGUGAUUGUGUUGCAUACAUAGACAGUCUGUGGGCUGAAGAACAAUCUGAUUCUGUUGUAGGUGAUGGUGAACAGACAGAUAAACAGACAUUCAGCUUUGUAGUGAAUGUUCAUUGGUGCUUGUAGGUCGCAUCACCAGCACUGCACCAUCUUUGUUACAUAUCCUGUGGCUGUAUAAACACACAUUGUGACAUAGGUCAGGGGAGACAACUCUCCUGGGAAGACAAGAAACAUAUCAUUGUUAAGUUAUUAUUUAUGACAUUGUUUUAAUUUAUGUCAUUGUUUUAAUUUAUGUAAUGUACGACAUUCCUGUACAUUUCAGUCAUUCCAUGUGUUCCUGUAUUUAUUCCUAACUUAUUUCCUUGUUGAAAGUUGGAGCCAUGUAUACACUCUAUACACUUGUUGAUAUUUGUACUCAACAUUUCCCAAACUAUUUAUAUGUUUUUUUCAUGCUUUUUCCAAACAAAGCAAUAUGACUACGUACUAAAGUUCUGCUUGUGCUCAUACUUAGAUACAACUGAUUGACCAUGACCUUUUGACAAAGUCAAGGGCAUAAGAAUCACACAGCUUCCUGUCAGUACAAAUGCUUGGGUCACUUGCUUUGAUUGGAAAGAGUUGUCUACAUGAGAACUUAUUUUAUUCCAUUGUCACCGAUGUUUGUUCCUAGUCUAUGGACUUGUCAUGCGUUUUUAUGUCUUUUUCCCUUAAAGCCAUUCUAGGUUUAUUAUUUACUUAUGUGCAAUAUGGUAUUUUCACAGCUUUUUUACUCCAGAUCUUUUUGGAUCUGUGUAGAGCGUUUUAACCUUUUAUAAGAAGCUAUGUUUAUGUGGACUUGAGUGUGUUUGUUGUGGCGGCUCCCUUGGUUCACGGCGGCCGGAACAUCGCACGCUCCCUCACAGCCUGCUUGCUGUCCGCCCCACAAAAUCACACACGUGGAGAAUUGCUAAUAAAACAUAUACUGCCAA